Molecule: messenger RNA, 3378 nt
Organism: Clavispora lusitaniae ATCC 42720
Lineage: Eukaryota; Fungi; Ascomycota; Pichiomycetes; Serinales; Metschnikowiaceae
Gene: STT4
Product: 1-phosphatidylinositol 4-kinase
Biological process (GO): phosphatidylinositol phosphate biosynthetic process; phosphatidylinositol-mediated signaling
Cellular component (GO): plasma membrane; cytoplasm
Molecular function (GO): 1-phosphatidylinositol 4-kinase activity
Source: RefSeq, a predicted model, not a curated record
AUGGAUUACCUCGGUAUUAAACGAGGAUCUAUUCGGGCUGAGGGUUACAAGAAGUUGGCACUGCUUUCCCUCGAAAGCAAUGUGCUUUCUGGUACUCUGGGAAAGAAUGAUUUAAACCAGAUAUACAACAGAGGAAAGACCACCUCACUGUCUCUGAAAGCCAUGUCCCAGAACGAGUUGGACGCAUUGUUAGCUAUAUGUGCUGCUACUUCUGGCGAGGUGGAGACAUCUGGGGAAAUUGAAAAGUUGGUGGAUUCCUUCGCUAACUAUUUACUUGCUUUGCCCCACCAGCAAUUCUCAAGUUCAGUCCAUGCUUUGCUGGACAAGGACAUGCCAUGGCUUGUUUUGGGAGAGAGUCUUACAGGUGCUUUGAUAAAUUUGGCAUUCAAGAAGGACAGGCUGUACAUGUCGAAGGUCAUUGCUUCUUUUACUCGUUUCAUCGAGGCCUUUUUCAGCAACAGUGAAUAUGGAUUGUCAAAUUAUUUGGCAUUACUUGGUGUUUUGUAUGGAGCUACUUCACAUGCGCAAUUGUUUGCCGCUUCAGAGAAAGGCUUCAAUUUGUUUCGUUUAUUGGACACAUGUAUCGAUAACGUCAAAUUCUUGAAGCCUCUUCACGAGUAUUCAAGCAACCUCUUUGACUCACCGGAAAUCCGCUACUGUUGUGGAAAAGAAAGGAUGUCUAUAUUCUCACCAAUCUUGUUCAUUGAUGCAUUGGGCGACUUGAUGUGCCAAAUUGCUAAUUCUGUUUUAGGAAAUUCAAGCAAGCCUUUGCUAGAGUUUUUAGUCUCCAAAGCAUCAGAAGGUGCGCAAGAAAUAUCCGAAACUGAAUCGCUCGCAACUGCUGAUGAAGUACUCCCAAAGCAGAAUGGGGUUUAUGACAACAAUUUAGUCGAUCGCACAAAUGCUCUUCUGGUUUCUGCUUCAAAUAUAUCUGAAAGUACCUCCACUAGGAGUUUCAAGGAAAGUGUGGUACAGAGAUUGGCCGAAAAUGCUCUUAAAAAAAUUGAAGUUUUGGACUACGGCGAAGUUUAUAUCAUCUACUCGUCCAUGAGCAGGUUGAAGCUCGGAUACUCUGCCAAGAGUAAGUUCCUACUGGUAUUUCUGUGCGGUGUAUUCAAUGAUAUAAUUGACGAACAGAUAUCCAAAAACACAUUUCAGAAUUCUUUGGGAAUCCAUGAUGCUUUGUUAGAUCACCACCUUGGAUCUAGUAUUAUCCAAUUGGGCUCUUUGCUUGUUUUCAAAGAUCAGUCUCUUGGUUCUUCUCUUACAAGAGCGUUUACGUCUCUUGUAGCGGAUCCGAAAUUAAGUGCGGUGCAAUGUCAAGUGAUUUCUAAAUGUGUUGGACUAGCAAGCAGAGUUCUUUCGCAGGAUACAGUCGUGACAACAAUCUAUGCCUUAUCGAAUUUGCUUUUUGUCGAUGAUGACUUACAUUUGCAAUCUCGUAGCAGAAAACACUCUAGCUUGAGAAAUGAAUUGUCGGCAAGCUUAAAUGGGUCCAGGCAUAACGAUGCUAUUAGUCACCGGCUGAGCAAAACCAAUGCAUUGGCAAAGAAGAAAAGUUUUGGAAACGAUAUAGCUACUUUGAAUGAAGGAGAAUAUGAGGAAGUUACGGCAAAUGCAAUCACUGCAAUCACUGAGGUGGUUGCUGCCUGUGGCGACGAAAGUGUCAGUACUUUGGCUGUUACGAUCUUAUCUCAAAAAGUGAUCAAGUUCAACACUUCAUUAACUCCUUUACUUUUGAAAGGCUUGAUAUCGUGCGCCCCUUAUUUGCCGUCCCGGGAGUUUGUCAUUUUGGUAAGACUACUUCACAAAUUGUCUUUUGAUGCUUUCCAGGAAAAGAAUUACCAUUCGUUAGAUGUACUUAAAAGUGCCAGAUGUGAUUUAGCAAGAAAGCUUGACCAGUCCAACCCAUUAUACACUGUCUACUUAUCUGAAAUGUUGGCAAGUAUAAUAAGCAAAGGCGACGUCCAGGUUUUGGAUCACCAUCGGUCACAUAACGAGAUAAGCGCCAUCGGUGAUCAAAUUUCCAUUUAUUUAAAACCGCUAGCUGAGCUUUUACCAAAAGUUUAUAAGGAUGAAGAGCCAUUUAAAACCACAGACAGUGCGCUCAUUGAUCUUUUCCGAAACAUUUGGUUCAAUAUGGUUGUUCAUGGCUAUUCUAUCAACUCAGAGAAUUCUAAAAGAUAUGCCACAGAACUUAAAAUCAUUGCAUACAAUACUCCCCCAUUGGCAUCAGACCUUUCCUGGGAUAGGACUGAGACAUCAUUAGAGUUGAAUACUGUCUUGAAAAGAGGAUCGUCGAAUCAUAAUGUCAAGGAUCAUAAACAUAUUGUCGGCGAUAUUUUCGAAACCCCUCGUACAAUGUCGUAUUCUAAGUUAAUGUUUUUGGCAGCAGCCAUAUUUGUGGAAUCCUUGAGAGUGAAAAGUGGAGAUUGUCACACAAUAUUAAGAUAUUAUUCAGACCCUUCGAUGAAAACAAGUGGAAUUGAUAAGUACCUUGGACCUAUUGCUUUCAAGAUCAACAAAGAUUUCAUUGCUCUCAUCAACUGCGGGGCCAAUAAACAAUUUUGUGCAGAAAAUAUUGCAAAUCAGCUUACAUCCAUGUUAACUCUUUGCUGUUACGGGCUUGUGGAUUUACAAGACGCUGCAAUAAAGUGUUGCGACUUGCUUAUCACGAAGGUGCCUUCUUCCUUGUGCCACCCUCUAAGCUUAUUCGCACUAUUUGACUUGUUGACGUUAUUAUACGAUAGUGUGAUGGAUGCUGAAGUAAGUCAGUACGAACCAACCUUCAUGUACAGGGCAAAGAAAACCGGGAUCCUGUUGAAGUUACCUGAUUCAUACACUUGGCGUCUCGAAACCUUUACUAGAUUUCAUGGCAAAGCCCGUGAAUGGGUGAAAUUGCUUCUUUUAAAAUGUUCAUCUGAUACAAAAAGCUUAAUUCAAUCUUACUCUUCAGAGAUUGACAAGUACCCACCGUCAAGUCAAGACAUUCAGUUCGGAACCUCAUUUGCUUUAGAAAUGGCUGGAAGCAUCAAUCCUACGGAUCGUCAUUUGUCACAUUUGCCAAAGUUAACGAAGGACUCUCCAGUGAAUUUACUCCCGACCAUUGUUUCACAAUUGGCAUGGCGGUCAAAUAUGGUAUCUGAUGUAAUGGACCGAAUGUCCUUCCAUACGAAGGAAGAAUCAAGAAAAGCUUUUUCUGUUUUAAGAGGUCAAGUAAUAUCGUUGAAAACUACCUUGCUUGAUCCUCAAAAACAUGUGAUGUUUGACCAAGUCACAGAUUUGAUGAGUGAAAUUGCUGCAUUUACUCUUAUCCAGGAUGACAAUUUGGCAGAGUUAGUGCGCUAUUUGGGUAGAGAUACCUUUCCUUGUUUUUGA